GCGAUUCAAUUUCCUCCGGUCCACACGCUGCUGUUCUCUUUUCUCUCUCCCGCCAUCACGCCGUCGUUGGUCUUUUUCUCACACCGCCGCCAGUUCCAGAGUCUCCAGCGACUCUCCGAUGACUUUUCCGGUGACGAUGUUGAAUAUGUUAAAACCAAGCAAAUUUUUUGACAACGUUGUUGAUAGAUUAGCAUGGUGCAUAACAAACAAAAAGAUCUCCACCAAAAUUGUCUCCAAGAAGCACUACUUUGUUUCUUCUUCCUUUCUUAGUUUGUCAACUUCACCACCUUCCAAGCCUUCAGAUUUUCGAUUGCUCAAUAACGUAACAACAUGCAUUGCUUUUCUUCAAUCAUGUGCUGAAUCUAAGAAUCUCAACAAAGGAAAACAGCUUCAUUCUGUAAUGAUCACCUAUGGUUUUUCCCAUUCACCUUCAUCUAUUACUAGCCUAAUCAACAUGUACUCCAAAUGUGGUCGAAUGGAGGAGGCUGUUUUGGUUUUCCACGAUCCGUGUUAUGAGCCUAAUGUGUUUGCAUAUAAUGCUAUAAUUUCUGGGUUUGUUGCUAAUGGUCUUGCUUCAAUUGGGUUUCAAUUUUAUAAGCAAAUGAGGUUAGAGGGUGUGAUGCCUGAUAAGUACACUUUUCCAUGUGUAGUUAGAUCUUGUUGUGAGGUCAUGGAGGUGAAGAAGAUUCAUGGAUGUUUGUUUAAAAUGGGGUUGGAGCUGGAUUUGUUUGUUGGUAGUGCUUUGGUUAAUACUUACUUGAAGCUUGGCUCAAUGGAAGAUGCACAAGAGGUGUUUGAAGAAUUGCCAAUAAGAGAUGUUGUGCUUUGGAAUGCAAUGAUCAAUGGGUACGCCCAGAUUGGUUGCCUUGAUGAGGCAUUAGAGAUUUUCAAAAGAAUGCAUAUAGAAGGGGUUUCACCUAGUAGGUUUACAAUUACUGGCAUUUUGUCUAUUUUUGCUUUAAAGGGACACCUAGACAAUGGGAGAACAGUCCAUGGGAUUGUGAUGAAAAUGGGUUAUGAUUCAGGAGUUGCAGUUUCAAAUGCGCUAAUCGAUAUGUAUGGGAAAUGCAAACAUAUCGGAGACGCUUUAAUGGUUUUUGAGACGAUGAAUGAAAAGGAUAUUUUCUCAUGGAAUUCAAUUAUAUCGGUUCAUGAACAAUGUGGUGACCAUGAUGGUGCCUUGAGGCUUUUUGAUAAGAUGUUAGGUUCUGGGUUUCUACCUGAUUUGGUAACCGUCACAACCAUACUUCCAGCUUGCUCUCAUUUGGCUGCCCUCAUGCAUGGUAGAGAAAUUCAUGGAUAUAUGAUUGUUAAUGGAUUGGGAAGGGAUGGAGACAAUGGAGUUAUAGAUGAUUUACUUGUGAAUAAUGCUGUUAUGGAUAUGUACGCAAAAUGUGGAAGUAUGAACAAUGCUCAAAAGGUUUUUAAUUCAAUGACCAAUAAGGAUGUGGCAUCAUGGAAUAUCAUGAUUAUGGGUUAUGGUAUGCAUGGAUAUGGUAUGGAUGCAUUGGAUAUGUUUUCUCACAUGUGCGAGGCCAAAAUUAAGCCCGAUGAAGUUACGUUUGUUGGAGUUUUAUCGGCGUGCAAUCAUGCAGGUUUUGUGUGUCAAGGGCGUAUGUUCUUAGCUCAAAUGGAGCAUGAUUUCGGUGUUAUCCCAACCAUUGAGCAUUACACUUGUGUGAUUGAUAUGCUUGGACGAGCUGGGCAUUUAGAGGAUGCUUAUGAUUUAGCCCAAACGAUGCCUAUUCAAGCCAAUCCCGUUGUGUGGAGGGCUUUAUUGGGAGCUUGUCGACUCCAUGGGAAUGCGGAGUUGGCCGAGAUUGCUGCACAAAAAGUAAUGCAAUUGGAUCCAGAGCAUUGUGGGAGUUAUGUGUUGAUGUCUAAUGUUUAUGGAGUUGUAGGUCGAUAUGAAGAGGUGUUGGAGGUUAGAAACACGAUGAAGGAACAACAUGUCAGGAAGACGCCUGGAUGUAGUUGGAUCGAACUCAAGGAUGGAGUGCAUGUUUUUCUCACCGGAGACCGGACACAUUUAGAAUUGAAUGCAUUGACAAGUCAACUUUGUGAUAUUGGAUUCAUUUUAGAUGAAGUCUUGAAUUUAUAUUGAGAUAUGGUAGCAUGUGCAAUUGCAUUAAGCCAGUAGCUAUUUCUUUUAUUGAAAGGUUGAUGAGCGGCAUAACAUGUAUAUUGAUGAGUUUACUAUUAUAGUGAAAAUCAUUGGUUAAUGAUUACAGCAGACAAGUAUCAUUGAUUGCCCGCUUCCUGAAUAUUCAUUAGGUUACUUCUAAUGUCGUAAAUUCUUUCUUUCACCAUCUUGGAUACUUCUACAUUUUCGUCCAAAAUUUUAUAUGUUUUUUCAUCUCUCCGUUGCUAAGUUUCUUAGUGGUGUAGUGCCUUGCUUCAAGGAUAUGACAGCAAAGCUAAUGUCAAAGGUGGUGCCUUCUUACAGCUUGUUGGAUUCAGCUUCUCUCAACUAUUGCCUUAUUCAUAUUGAUGAUCUAUUUUGAGUUGACUUCCUUCAAUUCACUUUGCUUUGCUUCCCUGAGUACAAUCGCUCCAUUGCAAAAUCCCUCUCUUGAUUCAGAAUGGUUGAUGAGAUUUGGCGAGCCUAUGAACCUAACAUAAUGUGCUCUUGAGCAAGCAUAAAAAAUACCUCACUGCCGUGUCUGUCUAAGUAAAGGUAUUCUGAAAAGUGCUUGGAAUAGUUGUUGAAGGCAUUAUCAUAAGCUCAUCUAUGUGGUUGGCCGAAUAGUUGUUGGAGCUAAUGACAAAAGUGAUUGGAAGGAAUGAACAAGUUCAAACUAUGAGUAUUCACAGAACCAAAUAAAGUAAAUGAAGUAGGGUUAGAUUGGGUUAAGCCAGUGAAAGGGAGGAAUGCCAUCUUAGAGAUUUUACUAUUGGAUGACCUUAACGUAGUUAGAUAUGUAUGCAUUUGUUCCGGUAUAUGAUUAUGUGGUUAUUGUUAAUACACAAAUACUUUUGUUAAAAGCA
This is a messenger RNA of Cucurbita maxima (winter squash), 2988 nucleotides long. RefSeq names its product pentatricopeptide repeat-containing protein At3g14730-like. Lineage: Eukaryota; Viridiplantae; Streptophyta; Magnoliopsida; Cucurbitales; Cucurbitaceae. Gene Ontology annotation, molecular function: RNA binding; protein binding. The coding region runs from base 119 to 2104 and encodes 661 amino acids. The record is from RefSeq and is a predicted model, not a curated record. Gene Ontology annotation, biological process: RNA modification. The transcript is spliced from 6 exons.